This is a messenger RNA of Polistes canadensis, 1122 nucleotides long. RefSeq lists its product as uncharacterized. The transcript is spliced from 5 exons. The record is from RefSeq and is a predicted model, not a curated record. Lineage: Eukaryota; Metazoa; Arthropoda; Insecta; Hymenoptera; Vespidae. The coding region runs from base 1 to 1122 and encodes 373 amino acids.
AUGUUAAAUAAUCGUGCAUCCACAAGAAUUAUACCUUCAUGGGAUACCUGCAUAGAAACCCUUUUUAAUUCUCAUUUACCAGCCAAAUUUGCAUUCACCGGUCGACUUUCGUUACACGAUAUCACUCAAGAUGGUUUUUAUGUUUUACGACAAAACAUUUGUCCAUUUCCCGUACUAAAUGAUAUAUUUCGUUUCAAAUUUUGUCCCUUGGAACCCGUUUACGUAAUAAACACCGCACAAUCUAUUUUUUCAAAUAAUGUGAUAGACGAAAGAGACAUAGAUGAAGCUAGAAAUUCUAUUAAAAAUGGUAUUGCUUCGAAAGGAGUAUUUCUUUCGGCCGAAGCUAUAAAUAAUUGGUGGCAAUGGAAUCAAAAGAUUCGUGAGUAUAACUGUGAAAUAUUACUGUGGUCUCUAUCGGUGGCUAUAAAAGUGCUUAUAAUUAUUUUUGUAAUAGGAUCCUAUUUUUGUUUAUUUACAUGUAAUAGAAUAAUCAAUGAGGAACCCAAUUUGGUAAACAUUUGUGCGAUCGCUUCGCGUGCAAAAAUGUUGGCAGAGUUCGUUGCACGUCAAAUGUCAGGACCUGACCCAACAAGCACGUGCGUGGAUCAUCAAUUAGAAGUCCACUUGAGAGAGAUCAAAAAAUUUAUAAGAACGAGUGUGAUUCCUCUCGGACAGUUGCGUGUCGGUUCUUAUCUAGAAAGAGCAAUACUUUUUAAAGUAUUAGCUGAUAGAAUAUGUCUUCCAACUGCUUUGGUACGAGGGGAAUACGGAACGGCUUGGGUUGAGAUUGCUAUACCACAAAUUGAGGUACCCAACGAAGACACUUGUUUGACCGAAUAUUUAAUGAGCGAAGAACCGUGUACCGAUUGGAUCGUAAGACGUAUCUCAUUGUCCGAAGAAACUCGAUCGUUGUCGAAACAAAUAUUUUCAGAGAUUCAUAAUGCAAAUAAUAUGGUUGUACCAUGGAAAUUACGACAAUCAAUUUUCCCAACGAAGUUAAUGAAACCUAAUUUUAUAGUAGAUUUGAUAGAAAAACCUGGUAGAUUUAUACCAAUUGAUAGCGAAUUAGCUAGAGCAUAUAAAAGUAAAGAAAUUGUUUGCGAUUUGACGUGUACGUCUUGA